Symphalangus syndactylus (siamang) is the source of this 1790-nucleotide messenger RNA. It is a transcript of the gene MTRES1, whose product is annotated as mitochondrial transcription rescue factor 1. Gene Ontology annotation, molecular function: RNA binding. Gene Ontology annotation, biological process: regulation of mitochondrial transcription. The record is from RefSeq and is a predicted model, not a curated record. Gene Ontology annotation, cellular component: mitochondrion. Lineage: Eukaryota; Metazoa; Chordata; Mammalia; Primates; Hylobatidae.
CGAUUUCCUGACCUCGUGAUCCGCCCGCCUCAGCCUCCGAAAGUGCUGGGAUUACAGGUGUGAGCCACCGCGCCCGGCCUGUUUUGUUGGGUUUUUUGGACACUCGCUCUGUUGCCAAGGCUAGAAAGCACUGGUGUGAACUCGGCUCACUGCAGCCUCCCCCUCCCAGGUUCAAGCGAUUCUUCUGCCUCAGCCUCCUGAAUAGCUGUGACUACAGGUGUGCACCACCACGCCUGGCUAAUUUUUGUAUUUUUAGUAGAGACGAGGUUUCACCAUGUUGGCCAGGCUGGUCUCGAACUCCUGGUCUCAAGUGAUAUGCCCGCCUCAGCCUCCCAAAGUGCUGGAAUUACAGGCGUGAGCCAUUGCCCCCGGCCUAUUUUUAUUUUAGAUCUCACUGUGUUACCCAGGCUGAUCUCGAACUCUUGGACACAAGUGAGUCUCCUGCCUUGGCCUCCCAAAGUGCUGGGAUUAUAGGCGUGAGCCACCUGCCUGACCUCAUCUUGCCCUCUCAAUCCCCCUUACCCUGCUCCACUUUCUUCCCCCAGUGCAUUAACGACCAACUAUCAUAUAAUUUAUAGGGUGUUUUUUUUUUUUUUUUGUCUACCUGUUUCCCCUACUGGACUAUAAACUCUACAAGAAUAGGAAUCUUCGUAUUUUUUUCCUCUGCUGAAUUCCUAGUGCCCAGAUUAGUGCUUGGCACAUGAUUAUAAGCGCCAUGGCUAUGGCUAGUGUUAAAUUGCUUGCCGGUGUUUUAAGAAAGCCAGAUGCCUGGAUUGGACUCUGGGGUGUUCUCCGAGGGACACCUUCGUCAUACAAACUCUGUACUUCCUGGAAUCGAUACUUGUAUUUUUCUAGUACCAAGUUACGUGCACCAAAUUAUAAAACACUUUUUUAUAAUAUAUUCUCACUGAGACUUCCAGGGCUUUUACUAUCUCCAGAAUAUAUUUUUCCUUUUUCCAUAAGACUCAAAAGUAAUAUAAGGUCUACAAAAUCUACUAAAAAGUCUCUGCAAAAAGUAGAUGAAGAGGACUCUGAUGAAGAAAGCGAUCAUGACGAGAUGAGCGAGCAGGAAGAGGAGCUUGAGGAUGACCCUACUGUAGUCAAAAACUAUAAAGACCUGGAAAAAACAGUGCAGUCUUUUCGGUAUGAUGUUGUCCUGAAGACGGGGCUAGAUAUUGGGAGAAACAAAGUGGAAGAUGCUUUCUACAAAGGUGAACUCAGGCUGAAUGAGGAAAAAUUAUGGAAGAAAAGCAGAACGGUGAAAGUGGGAGAUACAUUGGAUCUUCUCAUUGGAGAGGAUAAAGAAGCAGGAACAGAGACAGUUACGCGGAUUCUCUUGAAAAAAGUGUUUGAAGAGAAGACUGAAAGUGAAAAAUACAGAGUGGUGUUACGGCGGUGGAAAAGUUUAAAGUUGCCUAAGAAGAGAAUGUCUAAAUAAAUGGAUUGCUUUUUAGCAAUAAAGCUGCUUUCUAGUGAUAAAGGAAGGGGGCACCUGAAAAAUAGGACAUUUUUAUUAAAAUAAAGUUCUCUUAGUGUUUGUGGAAUCUGCUGAGCCAUUUUGUGGAAAUUGGGAUCCAUAUCUGGAGAUACUUCCCAAGGCCUGCCUCACCCCCACCUCCUGCCCACCUUGAUCCAUGCUCCUUUGACCUCCUCGUGUGAGAACCCCUUUGCCAGAGUGAGACGUGUGCAGAAUGAACUAAGCCCCAGAGGGUUUUAAUGGCUUGCCUGCUGUGUCCCACAUAAACUACCUCAGGAGUCAUUGUAAAAUAAACUGGCCUUGUUGUCUCUUA